Molecule: messenger RNA, 859 nt
Organism: Mycetomoellerius zeteki
Lineage: Eukaryota; Metazoa; Arthropoda; Insecta; Hymenoptera; Formicidae
Gene: MED21
Product: mediator complex subunit 21
Exons: 3
Coding region: 209-745 (178 amino acids)
Biological process (GO): regulation of transcription by RNA polymerase II
Cellular component (GO): mediator complex
Molecular function (GO): transcription coregulator activity
Source: RefSeq, a predicted model, not a curated record
AAAUUUCGAGUGCGUUGUGAUAACGUAAUUGCAUAGAAAAUUAAGUGAUAUUUUAAUCGAUUAUAUCGUUUUUCUUUAAGAAGCGCUGAGAUUUUUAAGACGUCUUGGCAGGUGGUAAACUCUUGCACUCUUACUUUUGUUGAUUGUUAUGAAUGUUACAAGAGGCUAUCUAAAUUAAUUACAAGUGAAUCCAUAUUAAUUCGAUAUUAUGGCAGAUCGCCUAACGCAAUUGCAAGACACCAUAAACCAGCAAGCGGAACACUUUUGCAACAGCGUUGGUAUUCUACAACAAUAUUCUACGCCCAGUAAAUUUCCUGGUUUUGAUCGCAUUGGUACCCCACAGCCACAUCAAUCUCAAGAAGAUUAUGCUGCCUUAUUUGCAAAUCUUAUUGCAAGGUGUGCCAAAGAUAUAGAUACAUUAAUAGAGAGUUUGCCAAGCGAGGAAUCGUCACAGGAGCUACAAGUAGCCAGCCUUAGCAGACUAGAACAAGAGAAUCAACAAGCUGGUGAGCAACUGGAAGAAGUGGUAAGACAAGGCGAGACACUUCUUCAGCGAAUUCAAGCAGCUCUACAAGAUAUUGCGCAAAGUCAAUUAGAUAUGCAGAAUCCCACGUCGACGACUGUGAUCAAUAUGAAUCUUAGCAAUUCUAAUAUAAAACAAGAAAGCCUCAGUUCUAUAAAUACCGUGUCCUCAAAUAAUACACAUCAACUAUCAGAUCCUUCACCUAAUUCAAUAAAUCAAUGACAUAUUUAUGAUUUAUUGUAAGCUGUUAUAUUUAUUGUUUGCUAGAGACUUAAAAUUUUAAAACAUUUUGACAGUCUGUAAAAUCAAAUCAGUAUAUGAAUUUCAUGUAUCAAA